UUCAGAGCAAUGAAAAAUAACUUUUUUCCAAGUGUUUUUGGUGCCCUGGCACCAUGCUACUCUGGGCAGAGGGCCCCAUGUCAAAAACACUCAUUGGACCACAUGAAUUUAACUUUGUGUUUUAAAUGUCUCUGUAAGUUUCCUAGAUCAUUUUUUGUUUUGUUUUUUGACGUACUUUAGAGCUUGUAGCAAUUUAUGUGUGUGUGUAUAUGUAGUUUUUGUUGCGUUGGACCCUGGGUCGGUACUCGGUACCACCCUAGACUCCCCCUAGAAAUCCGCUCCGGGUUUUCUGACCGUCCCGGCGAUGUCCAACUGUCACCGUCUGUUACUCCUGGAGGAGAGGCGGGUAAAAUGUAAACACUGGUCCCUUCACCAUGGAGACUUUUUUAGUUGUUGCUCGCCAGACGUCAUUGUUUCUUUCUCAUUAAACCGGAAACCUUUAUCAGCCUAUGUAGUGUUACUGAAUGUUGGUCUUUCAAGCUGAAUAGUUGGCUUUUAAACGAAUAAACCCACCAACAGCGAACGUUAUGUUAGCUAAGUUAGCUAGCUGCUGCUAGCUAGUGUCAGCUAGCGGUAGCAAACGUUAUUGAUUUAAUUUAGCUCUGUAAAUACUUUUAGUCGCCUAUUGGUGCGUCCUCAUGCAUCUUGAUGGAGAACUACGCAGAGUUUGCGCAGCGUUGUCUUUCUAAACUGAAGGAAAACGAGGAAGAAAAGGAGGGACACCGCAGAACCUUAUCAGCAUCCUCCCUGAUCCGCUUCUAUGGACGACCCAUCCUUCCUCCACUGCUCUCAGGGAAACAGAGAGAAGAGAUGAGGCGACACAGAGAUGAAGCACAGAAAGAUACAGCCAAGAAAAAGCUCAAGGAUGACCCCAGAAUGGCCUACGUGCAAACUAUCCUGCGCAGCGUACAGCUGAGAAAGACGCCAACCCUGCAGGAUUUACUUCAAGAAACAGAGAUUAAAGCCGAAUCUUCUUGCCUACAUAACACCAGCAGGUUCUCUGUGUCCUGCAGUGAUGUUUCUAAUAGAACCAGGGAUAGUCUUUCACCAGUACCUGUCAUGAAAGUAAAGAACGGUAUCUUUCUCCCUCCAAAGACUUCUACGGCAUACAGUGCCUUUUUUCCUUCAGAUAUACCGCCUCAGCAAAGUUACCACGAAUGGUCCCUUACUGACCUACUGGACAGCCAACAAGGAUCACACCCAUGUUCCUUUAAUGCUGCAAGCCACCAGUCGCUAUCUUCAGGCUAUGUGACCUGUGAGAAUCAGGAAAACACCACUGCUGUUUCUGGUAAGAUUGACUUCAGGACCACUGAAGAAAUGGACAACGUUGGUGGGUUUUUUCUUCACAACACCUCAGAUACAAUUGCCAAAAUGCCUGAUAUUGUUAGCCACCCUCCUAUAAAUGGUGAGGAAUUAGAGAGGACUGGACUGGAGUCAUUCUUUUGCAGUAACAUAAUGGGAGCAAAAGAUGUCUGCAGCACCUCAUUUCACAUUGAUUCAGAGAGAUGUGGUUCCCUAAGAGCUGAACAGCCUGAACUCAGUCAUCCACACAGUCUAAACAAAGAGGUCAACAUCUCCUUUACAGCCAGGCUAGACCCUGCCAGGAAUAGCAGCACAGAAAUAAAUGAUGGCUCACUUGCUUUUUCUGAAGAAAAUGGCCUGUCAGACGAUCCAGAUUUACAGCAGGCCUUAAAUCUGACAAAACAAGUCCAUGUUCAGAAAACCCCCAGCAAGGCAGAAGCAGAACCUGUAGACAAUCAAAUCAACAUAGCGGACUUAAAGGAACCCGAGGAGUUUCGUCCUCUAAGCCUUCAGGCCUUGCUAAAGAAGUCUCAGGAGUACCGGCGCUGCCAGCGGAUGCUCAGGAACCAAGCCAAAAGCACUAAAAUCCACCAGAAGAGAACCCAGGAGCAGCCAAGGGCCCAGGUGGAGGAGUCAAGCCUCUCUGAUAAGGAGAACGAUGAGUUAUAUCACAAGGGCGCUGUGACUGUAGAGGGCAAGAAAACUAAAGAAAUCAGAGGCUCCUUUAUCCAGUCAGUGGAACCCUCAGCACAGAAAUCCUGGGAGGCAAACAUAAUUCAGAGUGAAGUCACUGAAAGCAAAAAUGUAGUAGAAGAUGAGAAAACAAUGGAAAGUUUCAGCGUUGAAGAAGAAACAUCUUUAAAAAAUAAGCUAAACAGUUCUCAAGAAUUCAUAACGAUCCCUAAAAAGACUGGCGUUUUGAUUCAGCAGCAGCCAGGGUCAGUGAAAACACCCCUUAUCCAAGGAACGUUUUAUGAGACCCCCUGUCUUACAUCUUAUCUUGGAUGUGUUGGGAAAUACCGCUCUGUUCCAGUCCCAAACAUCUGUCUGAGUCCCGUUCCCUGCAAAAGUAAAGCAGUUGAUGCUGCAGGAACAUCAGAACCCAAAUUUGAUUCCAGUUCUGACUUCAAUGAAAUCAGAGUUAAGGACCUAAAGCAGAGGCCAACACCAGUUCCUUCUGCUGUGAAUCUCACGGUUGAAGACAAUGCCACAAGCGUGUUUGCCAAAAGUUCGCUGCACAUCGAUCAGCUCGAGUCAAAUUUGUGCAGUCUGAAGGUGCUGAUUUCAGAUCUGGAGUCCACAGUCAAAGAGAACUUGGACGAUCGCCGGCAACCUGACAGCAGCAUGCAAAGUGAAGAAAGCUUUGAGAGCAGUAAGGACUCUGAGCAAAUUGAAAACGCUGGUCAGGAUAACUCCUCUGGCUGUUUGAAGGACACACAGGGAGCUGAUGGCAAUGAAGUAGAUGAAUUACAGCAAAUACAAUCAUUCAUUCUGUUUAAGAAAAUGGAUAAAGAUGUGGGACCUGAACCAAGGACGUAUCGCAGAGAUGAUGUUUCCCUCACAGUACGGAACAGCGGGUCUGAAAUCAUUAAAUUAAGCAAACAAAGUCAGGCCUCAGCCACAAAACGAGAAAACAGAAACAAGAUGAGUGCAGAAGGAGGAGGCAAUACUAAUGCACAGCGUGAAAUUUGCAAAACGGAGCAACUACUUUCUAAAAGUAUGAUGUCUGUAGCACAGCAGAUGCGAAUACCUAGUAUUUUUCGAAAUGUUACCUCCAAAAACUUCCCACCUUGUCACAUUGCAGAUCAGGGUGCCCAUCUUAAGGAAAGAGAGGGAAAUAUAACUACUGAAGCUGAGGGCUCUGUCUGCUCACCAUCUCUUAAUCAGUCAUAUGAUGUGGACACACCAUCAGACCUUUGGUUCCAGGAAGGACCAGGAUCUGACCCUGGCUCACAAGGUAGUCAUGGUCAGGAGAAACAUCUGACUCCAGAGAGUGGGAGUGAAGAUCAAGUGGGGGUGUCUAAGGUCAAACGGAGACUGCUCAUGCAUGUGACCGAGGGGACCCUGGAGAAGAGUGACAUUACGAACCGAGAAGUGGACUCUAUGGCCACACCAAACCCCGGCAGCCCUACAGCUGCAGUGCAUUGGUCUGAAGGUGGUGGCAUUCAGAAGCAAGAGCAACUGAAACAGAUCCAUGCUGCUCAAGUCAGAGCCCUGCAAGAGGAGCACAGGAAGCAGCAGAAAGAACUUCUACAGGUGUUAGCAGCACGUUACCGUCUCCUGCAGGACGUGACUCCCCGCUCCACAUCAGGCUCUAGAUUUGGGGACACAUUGACCUUCUCCAGCCCCUGUCAGCCCCUGUGCCCAUUCUCGCAACCCUGCCACCCCCUGCUGGCUGCAGCCGUGAAGGGUUUUCUAACUCGCAGACUGCUGAGGACGGAGAGAGUGGAGCAGCUAGUGCGCACCAUCAGGGACACGCAGCAGUUCCUGCAAGUCUUCCAGCAGCAGAGCACCAGCAGAGGAGAGCGCUGCAGUAGGCAAGAUGUAAUAUUGCAGGAGAGAGUUGCUCUGCAGCUGCGCGCCGCCCGUUAUGAGGUUUACGACAUAUUCUUCGGUCUGUCAGCCAGAGAGCAGAUGCAGCUGAUCAGAUGGGACAGAGAGCUGGCCAAGGAGAGACAGCUCAGACGGCAGAGGUUCAUAGUGAACUUCAGUUUUUUAUAUUUAAAAUGAAUGUUAAGGAUUGGGAACUCUGGAAAGUUGACUCUGGAAAAGUCAAGAAUUUUUACUGGGGAUGCACUGAUGUGAAAAUAUGAGCCAAUAUCGAUAUAUCCGAUAUUAAUAUUAUUGUUAUGGCCGACAGCUGAUAUUUACCGACAUUUUACCAUACCCUUUCGACACAUUAAAAAAUUUACCACACCACUGAGGUUGCUUCUCUGCUUCAGUUAAACAGCCCACAAUCCUGCGCUGCAUGACUUUCAUCGUUACAUGGCCAAGCAUACACCACAUGGCCAACCUCCUCCCAUCCCCUCCCCUCCCACAACACAAACACAAACAGCAACAAGAUCGAAAUAAACAUCUGUUGUCAAUAUUGUCCAGUUUUACUGGGAAGGAUACCGAUAUAUAUGAUGCACCCCUAAUUUUUACAGAACAAAAUCAGUCUCUGAGUGUAUUAGCUAGAUAAUGUAGUUGCUCCUCUUUAGUCAGAUUUCACAAAGACUGGGAACAUUUCCAAGCCCAGCAGGUUCCAUGAUAGACAGAUGUUGAAAUCCUAAAGGAAUAAAACAAAGCACCAUUGCUGUACUUAUUUCAGCUUGCAUGUUAUCUGCUGAAAUUCUCACUAUUUCUCACAGCCUGGAUGAACCACAGACUUGUCUCUACAAGAUGUAUGAAUACAGUUUCCUUUUUAAAUAACUUCUUGUGUGUCCGUGCUUCCUCUGACUUUAUUUUAAACACCUUAAGAAUGUUGAAAGUCGCUAACUUUGAGUUUUCUGCUCUCAGUAACAGCAUCUAUGAUCAGACAAGGAUCGUUUUUUUUAACAAGAGUUUUUAACCAGCCGGACCAAUCAAGCAACUAAAUCUAACUUCACCGUUUCCAUGAACAUGUGUAUUUGAUUAGCAACCGGGUGCUAAAAAGCAUUUGGGUUUGAAGUAUUUUGUGUUUAACACACAACCAAAAAGAACCAAACAUUAGCCUGGUAAGGUUGUUAGGACAUUUUAUACAGUUUGAAGUUUUUCCAGGCCAAGCCGCCCCUCUCAGAACCCACGGGCUGAAUUUAAAAGCAAGCUUCAACCCAGAGUGGGUGAGGCCAGUAAGACAGUCACACGCAGGCAAUGUUUCUCCAGGUGUUUCCAGGCUCAUUCCAUGGUGCCGUUUUUAUUUUAAGUCAAGCUUCACUGUUUACUUAUUGUAGUUAUUAUCUCAUUAAGUGCAGCUGAAUGUAGUUUAAUGACAAUUUUUUGGUUUGUACAUUUUUCAUGACCUUUAACUCCUUUAAAGCAAGAAAUGUCAAGAACAUCCUGCUGGUCAGCAGUAGCUCAGAAUAGUAACAGAUGCAUCAAUUUAAGUCAUGCAUUAUAGCAUCAUAAUACACAUAAUAAUGUUGUUUUGUUUAGUGUGGGCUGUUUGUGAGCUUUUAGCAGUGUACAGUGUAGGGGGGGCUGACCUUGUCGGGUGUUUCAUUCAUUAGAGAAGAGGUUGCAGCAGGAUCACCCUGAAGUCAAACAUGCUGUGCUCAUAGAAACAGACAUGAACUCAUCAUCUCAGAUUUAACAGCAUAUCAGACCUUACGUUUAGAAGUUAAAUUUAGGAAUAGGCUUUAUAAGUAUAGCUGGUUAAACAGAUUGCAAUGAGGGAAUGUUUUCUCUCAACAUAUAUGGCACCAUGUAUUUUAGACAAAUGAAACCAAAGUAGAGAUAGCCACAAAGAAAACCAAACAAAACCAAUAAUUUACACCAUCUCACAAGCAUGGCGGUGGAGGGGUGAUAGUUUAAACGUCAGGGAGGCAGCAGUGCUGAAUCACCCCAAUGAACAAGGUAACAGAAACUUAGUGAAGAACUGAAUUACCCGUGUCCAUUGCGUUUAUUUUUCCCCCCUUUGAUCCAUCCUAUCUCUGCUGACCAAUGUGUGUGUGUGUGUGUUAAC
Girardinichthys multiradiatus is the source of this 5944-nucleotide messenger RNA. RefSeq lists its product as uncharacterized. Gene Ontology annotation, biological process: centriole replication; regulation of cytokinesis; centrosome duplication. Gene Ontology annotation, cellular component: centriole. The transcript has 9 exons. The record is from RefSeq and is a predicted model, not a curated record. NCBI's taxonomy places the organism in Eukaryota, Metazoa, Chordata, Actinopteri, Cyprinodontiformes, Goodeidae. The coding region runs from base 649 to 4032 and encodes 1127 amino acids.